This is a messenger RNA of Dothidotthia symphoricarpi CBS 119687, 1383 nucleotides long. RefSeq lists its product as uncharacterized. The record is from RefSeq and is a predicted model, not a curated record. Bases 75 to 1208 code for a protein of 377 amino acids. The transcript has 3 exons. Lineage: Eukaryota; Fungi; Ascomycota; Dothideomycetes; Pleosporales; Dothidotthiaceae.
CAGCAUUAUUACAGAUCACCAGCUGAACCCCCAAUCGCCUCAUUCAGUCUGCCAAUAGCAAAUUGCAGUCUGCGAUGGAGCAAGUGGUGACACACGUCGAUGAUUGCGAGCGCCUUCGCUCAAGAUGUGUCGAGUUGCUGAACGAUAAAACGAAGAUCGACGGCAAGAUGCAGGCCGUCCAGAAGAAAAUAAAGGCAAAGCGACGCGAAAAGAAUCAUCUCCAACAGAGCGCUUUUAUAAAGCAGUCGGACAUUGAUGCGACAAUCGAAGAAUACGCAAAGGCCGUCUGUCUCAGCUUCUGUGACAAGAUGUAUCAUACGCUUCCCAGCGAAUUACGCGAUAUGGUGUACGGUUAUAUCAAUACAGAGUCAAAUGUCUUCAUACCACAUUACCAUAAAGUAGGCUGGGAACCCCUAAUGAGUUACUUCGAUUCGAAAUCUGAAUCCGAAUUCCGGUUAUAUGACGCAUCUAGCGAUGUUCUUUUGGACCAUUGGUGGAAUCCUGAUUAUGUCAGCCCCUCCGUUCUCCGAGAGUUAGGUGAACACUAUUACCGAACUACGUGUUUUACGUUUGGUGCUCAUUUCGAUAUCGUUCCCAAGUUCCGAAUUACGGACCAGUGGGAACUUGGCUUUAUUCCAGUCACCUUCGUCGCCCAUGUGCGGUUCGAAAUCGAUUGUGGCCGAUACAGAUUCAAUGGUCUCAACAACACUCCCGAUAGCUGGGAUGGGUCUUGCAACAAACAGUUGCCUAUAGCGCUUCUAUCUGAACUAGAGUCAUUGUUCGGCUUCAAGCAAGGCACGAAGCUCGAAAUUCGACUCGAAGUGGGCGACAUGCGAACAGGCGGUGCUCUCGGAAGGCUAGAGUGGGUAUUAGAUGAAGUUGUAACCUUCAUCUUACAGACUGUACAACGACUCCAAGAUGCGGGGUACCAUGUUCGGGUACAUCUUGUUGAAAGUGGCGCGUGUGGCCCUCAAGAAUUUACCAUUGAAGGAAAUUCAAUUCUCUCACAGAUAUGGAGGAAAGACUUCGAAAUUUAUAAGCAGAAGGAAGCACACAAAAUCUUACAACAGGCGAUACAUUCAGAAGCUGCUGUGAGUUCUGAUGAUGACGAUGAAAAUUUCACGUCUGUUGUUGGAGAUGAGGACGAGGGGGAACACGAGGAUGAAGAAGCAAGUGGGGAUGGAGAAGGAGGGGAGGACGAGGAGUGAUGGCUCAUCACUGAUACCAAGCCGACAGUAUCAAGCACUGCUAACAGAAGGGAUGGUUACUUUUCGAUAUGAGGUGUGGGCUUGUAUCUAUCGCGCAUCAUCAGAAGUAGAGAUAGAAGGGCCGUGCACGGACACGCUUUCUCAUUGGCCAAUGACGCCAUCAGGGUCUGCCCCG